This is a messenger RNA of Microtus ochrogaster (prairie vole), 1446 nucleotides long. It is a transcript of the gene Slc36a3, whose product is annotated as proton-coupled amino acid transporter 3. The transcript has 10 exons. Lineage: Eukaryota; Metazoa; Chordata; Mammalia; Rodentia; Cricetidae. The coding region runs from base 1 to 1437 and encodes 478 amino acids. Gene Ontology annotation, molecular function: amino acid:proton symporter activity; L-proline transmembrane transporter activity; glycine transmembrane transporter activity. Gene Ontology annotation, biological process: proline transmembrane transport; proton transmembrane transport; glycine transport. The record is from RefSeq and is a predicted model, not a curated record. Gene Ontology annotation, cellular component: vacuolar membrane.
AUGGUAAAGGCGUCUCUGCUUAGAAAAGAUGGCAACUGUGAAUGGAAUUUUUUCAGCGUGGCUAAGAAUUCCUCACAAAGCAGCAGCAGUAGCAGCGGCAGCCAGAGAACCGUCUCCCCCCGGAAGGACCCUCAAGGGGAAGUCAAUGGACUACAGUUUAUGCAAAUCUUUAUCCACCUGCUGAAAAGCAACAUUGGCACAAGGUUCCUGGGGCUUCCCCUGGCUGUGAAAAAUGCCGGAUUGUUGGUGGGGCCUGUCAGCCUCUUGGCCAUCGGGGUCCUCACCGUGCACUGUAUGGAUAUCCUGCUGAAGUGCGCCAGUCACCUCACUCAGAGGCUGCAGAGGAGUCUUGUGAACUAUGAAGAGACCAUGAUGUACAGCCUGGAAACAUGUCCAAAUCCUUGGCUGAGGACGCACUCAGCGUGGGGCAGGUACAUUGUGAACUUCCUGCUGAUCGUCACUCAGCUGGGCUUCUGCAGUGUGUAUUUCAUGUUUAUGGCAGACAAUCUACAACAGAUUGUGGAAGAAGCGCACUUCACCUCCAACAUCUGCCAGCCGAGGGAGAGCCUGGUGAAGAUCCCCGUGCUGGAUGCUCCUUUCUACAUGCUCACCAUCCUGCCCUUCCUCAUCCUCUUGGUGCUUGUCCAGAACCCGCAGGUGUUGUCUGUCUUCUUCACCUUGGCUACCAUCACCACCCUGGGCAGCCUGGCUGUGAUCUUCAAGUAUCUCAUUCAGAUCCCAUGGCACAGCAGCUUGCCUCUGGUGGCAAGCUGGAAGACUUUCCUGUUGUUCUUCGGCACAACCAUCUUCACCUUUGAAGGUGUGGGGAUGGUUCUUCCUCUCAAAAGCCAGAUGAAGAGUCCACAGCAGUUCCCUGCCGUGCUGUAUCUGAGCAUGUCCUUUGUUAUCUUCCUCUACAUCUGCCUGGGGACUCUUGGCUACAUGAAGUUUGGCUCAGACACUCAGCCUAGCAUCACCCUCAACUUGCCCAAUUGCUGGUUGUACCAGUCAGUCAAGCUGAUGUACUCUGUUGGCAUCUUCUUCACUUAUGCCCUCCAGUUCCACGUCCCAGCUGAGAUAAUCAUCCCCUACGUCAUCUCGAGAGUGUCUGAGAAGUGGGUUCUGUUCGUAAACCUGACCGUUCGCACAGCCUUGGUCUGCCUGACCUGUUUCUCGGCCGUUUUCAUCCCUCGCCUGGACCUGGUCAUCUCCCUGGUGGUUUCUGUGAGCAGCAGCACCCUGGCCCUCAUCAUCCCGCCCCUGCUGGAGAUCGCCACCUUUUACUCUGAGAACAUGAGCUGUGUGACCAUUGCUAAAGACGUCAUGAUCAGCAUCCUGGGCCUCUUAGGGUGUGUAUUUGGGACAUACCAGGCGCUCUACGAGAUGACUCAGCAGGCCCACCUUUCCAUGGCUAACUCUACAAAGGGCUACACAUAAUUGCCUAUU